Molecule: messenger RNA, 531 nt
Organism: Equus quagga
Lineage: Eukaryota; Metazoa; Chordata; Mammalia; Perissodactyla; Equidae
Gene: PFN3
Product: profilin 3
Exons: 1
Coding region: 1-414 (137 amino acids)
Biological process (GO): regulation of actin filament polymerization; positive regulation of actin filament bundle assembly; actin cytoskeleton organization
Cellular component (GO): cytoplasm
Molecular function (GO): actin binding
Source: RefSeq, a predicted model, not a curated record
AUGGGCGACUGGAAAAGCUACAUAAGUGCGGUGCUGCGGGACCAGCGCGUUGACGACGUGGCCAUCGUGGGCCAUUCGGACAAUAGCUGCGUGUGGGCAUCGCGGCCCGGGGGCCUGCUGGCGGCCAUCUCCCCGCAGGAGGUGGGUGUGCUGAUAGGGCCGGACCGGCGCACCUUCCUGAAGGCCGGCCUGAGCGUGGCGGGCCGCCGCUGCUGCGUCAUUCGCGAUCACCUGCUGGCCGAGGGCGACGGAGUACUGGACGCACGCACCAAGGGCCUAGACGGGCGCGCCGUCUGCGUGGGCCACACUCCGCGCGCGCUCCUCGUGCUCAUGGGUCGGCGGGGCGUGCACGGAGGCAUGCUCAACAAGAUGGUGCACGGGCUGAUCCGCGGGCUGCGUGCGCAGGGCACCUAGCAGGACAGCCAGGCGGCGCCAAAAUAAAGUCUGACCUGGGCGUGGCAGACAUCCUCUGGUUGCGCGGCGCGUGGGGCGGGGGUUGUUGCAGAUGAAAAAAACGGGUCUACUUGAAGA